Mesocestoides corti is the source of this 1416-nucleotide messenger RNA. The record is from the annotation of a GenBank genome assembly. NCBI's taxonomy places the organism in Eukaryota, Metazoa, Platyhelminthes, Cestoda, Cyclophyllidea, Mesocestoididae.
AUGUUGCUGCAGCAGCCCACACCUUCCCAAGUCAAGCAAGUAACCGAAUGUCUCGACUUUAAGUAUGACCGACCUCACGAACCGGCCUCCAUUAUCCUCUGCUUUCAUAACGAGGCGUGGAGCGUCCUUCUGCGCUCGGUCCACUCAAUAUUUGAUCGAUCGAAAGAUGAGCUUAUCAAAGAAGUUAUCCUGGUCGAUGACGCUUCUACAAUGGAUCACUUAAAGAGGCCGUUGGAAGUGUACAUGAGUGCUUUGGGCAAGGUGAAAAUCAUUCGGGCGGAGGAGCGACAGGGCCUGAUCCGGGCGCGGAUGCUCGGGGCCAAGGCUGCCACCGGCAAAGUUCUCAUCUUCCUCGACUCCCACAUCGAAUGCACAACUGGUUGGUUGGAGCCGUUAUUGGACAGGAUAGCGGAAAACAGCACCAACGUCGUUGUCCCUGUGAUUGACGUAAUCAACUCCGAGACCCUUCAGUACAAUCAUGCCCCGUCGAAAAGCAUCCAAGUUGGUGGCUUCGACUGGAGUCUCAUUUACCGCUGGCACCCGAUACCCCCGCGCGACGCCAUCCGCCCCGGCGCACCCAACUCUCCUGUCAGAACGCCAACUAUGGCCGGUGGGCUGUUCGCGAUUGACGCCUCUUUCUUCGAGAAGCUCGGCUGGUACGACCCAGGCUACGAGGUUUGGGGAGCAGAAAAUCUGGAGCUCUCCUUCAAAACCUGGAUGUGCGGAGGGCAGCUCGAGACGAUCCCUUGUAGCCAUGUGGGUCACAUCUUUCGUAGUCGGUCGCCCUACUCUUGGAAGGUCAAGCAAGCCAAUCCCCUAUUGCACAAUCUCCUUCGCCUCGCCGAAGUCGUCCUUGGUGAUGAAUUCAAGCACUAUUACUUUUCUCGAGUCAACUACAGAGAGUCCCAGAUGGGUGAUGUUUCGGAUCGAAAAAAAAUAUUGAAAGAUUUGAAUUGCAAGUCCUUCAAGUGGUACCUUGACAACAUUUACCCCGAGAUGUUUAUUCCCAGUGAAUCACUCGCAUCUGGAGAGAUUCGCAACGUGGCUUCACAACACUGUGCAGAUGCGCCUGCUAACGAAAAAAAGCAAAAGGUCAGACUGGUAGGCUAUCCGUGCCACAACCAAGGUGGUAACCAGUUUUGGCUUUUGAGUAAGACUAAUGAGAUUCGUCGUGACGAAUUCUGUCUCGAUUCUGGACUCGAACCGCCCUUCCUUUCCGUUGGCAUUUGUCAUUCUCAAGGUGGCAACCAACGCUUCGAAUACAACGAGAAAGAUGAAAUUGUGCAGAACGGUCGUUGCUUGACCAUUAGUGAAGAUGGCAAAUCAAUCACCCUGGAUCAAUGCAACAACUCGGAAAGGCAAAAGUGGUCAAUGAGCAGGAAGCCUUUUAAACCUGGCAAAGAGAUGGCCCGAUGA